This is a messenger RNA of Pyricularia grisea, 723 nucleotides long. RefSeq lists its product as uncharacterized. The transcript is spliced from 2 exons. Lineage: Eukaryota; Fungi; Ascomycota; Sordariomycetes; Magnaporthales; Pyriculariaceae. The coding region runs from base 1 to 723 and encodes 240 amino acids. The record is from RefSeq and is a predicted model, not a curated record.
AUGAGGUCACUCAGCCUCUACUGGGUCCUUUUGGGCCUGGCAAUGAGAUCUGCUGCCGCCCCGGCCAUGGUGUGCAACAGUAUAGUCCAGGACGAAUGCUCCAGAUCUGGUGUUCAAGGGGAAAUAGCUCGCCGGCAAGCACCGCCGCCGGGACCCCGGCCUCCUGGGCCUGGACCUGGACCUGGACCUGGGCCUACACCACCACCGGGAGGGCCUCCCGGGCCACCUGCGCCACCCGUAGGAACGCCGGGUCCGCCUCCACCACCAGGAGCCCCAGGAGCUCCACCACCACCACCGGUAGGCACGCCGGGUCCGCCUCCACCACCAGGAACUCCAGGAGCUCCACCACCACCACCACCGGUAGGCACCCCAGAGCCGCCCCCGCCAGGAACCCCAGGAGCUCCACCACCACCACCGGUAGGCACGCCCGGGCCGCCUUUACCAGGAACCCCUGGGCCGCCUCCGCCCCCAGUAGGAACACCAGGUCCGCCUCCACCACCAGGAAUCCCGGGAGCUCCGCCACCACCACCGGUAGGCACGCCCGGGCCGCCUCCUCCACCUCCAGCUCAAGCAAGAUCAGUUUCGUCCUUGGAUCAAGCGGCUCCGCCCUCGCAACAAGCCGAAAAGCCUCCAGAACCGCCGAUGGAUCCACCAACAACACCGCCACCAGUAGCUCCACCACUGGGACCGCCAGGAAAACCACCGGCAGCAUCACAGCCCUAG